Durusdinium trenchii is the source of this 1858-nucleotide messenger RNA. The record is from the annotation of a GenBank genome assembly. NCBI's taxonomy places the organism in Eukaryota, Dinophyceae, Suessiales, Symbiodiniaceae.
CCCAUCGUUGUCCCCAUCGGUGCCAAUUGGUCCGUUUCACAUGGCGGAUGGCCUUUGCGACAAGACGAUGCUUCAUGGCAGAUCGAUCUACGGCCGCAAUCCACCGUUGAGCGAUGUGCUUCUUGAUCGCAACAAGGCGUCGAAGCUUGCAGGGCUACGCGCGUUGCUUCCCUUCACAAAACUAUUAUCGUUAUAGAAAGCUUGCAGAGGCUGUUGUGUGGGCUGAGAUCAUUUUUGACCAUGAGACGACUGGCGCCAAAGAGCAGCGAAGUCAAUGUGUCUUCGCGGCAGCGUCACUGGGGUUGCUGCUUUGUGUCAACCUUUUCCCAUGGCGAGCGGUUGUGCAACUUUUUCAAACCAUGUCCUUCAAUGGCUUCGAGGAUAGCCGCGAAGUGCUCGCUGCCAAAGAGGUCCUCGUAUCAUUGCAACAAGCUUUGACUGAACCAUGGACAUCGGAUCCUUCCGCGAUCGCCUGGCCCUUUUUCGCGCUGCUUGCGAUUCUCUCAGAGCGCUUGGCAGACAUUUCCGUGAUAUCUCAGAAAGCAGACAACGUUUCUGCAGAAGGUCUUUGGAGGAAUUGGCUGAUUUCAGGCAAUUGGUCCUUGCCCGACGUGGGGCACCUGUCCACACCAAGCCACACAGACCCUUGCGAUGCGGACUUUGCUUUUUGGGCGGCCCACUCUGCGGUGCAGUUUGUGCAGCGCACUGGGGGCCACAGCCAGGAUUGGUUGCGGCUUGCUUCACUGGAAGCAGUGCAGCAAGUGGUGCGCCGAUGCCUGGAGGCGUUUCACCUUGGGCGGCUUUUGACACCACCUUGGGCCACGCUUUGGCGAGGUCUUGACCGACUGAGUGCUUCUAGAGAUGUGACAGUGUUCUCAGAGUUCAAGCUCGAGGAUACGAGGAUCCAUGUGUCGGAGGCAAGCCGUAGGUUGCUGGAAAGCCACAGUGAACCUGUGACAUUUCCCAUGAGCCUCCACCCACCACACAUUAUUGGCCUUGAGCAAGCUGAAGAGGGCUUUUGGUUUCUGGCAGACCGCAUUAGGGCAAUGGGCUCUCCACAUUGCAAUCCUGCAUUCCAGUAUGUUGCAGAGAUGUUGGACCUGAAUCGGACUAUGAGGGGUGGCCAAUGGCCAAUUCGUCUCGUGGACGUAGGAGCUCACUUGGGCGACUGCACCUUGUGGUCUGCUGCGCGUUGGUCUUCAGGCGUUCGUGUUUUGGCGGUGGAGAUGCGCAAGGAUCAUUCGGCGAACAUCCGCCGUGCAUCUGGGCUGGCCCGGCAUCCGCAAGGUAUUGUGGAAGUUCAAGCUAUUCAAGUGGUUGCAGAAGCUGAUUGUGCUGAAGAGCAGGACAUCCAGACCAUGGACUGCAUUUUGGACAACUGGAAGCUGAAUCCAGAAGACGAUGUGCAUUUGGUCAGUUUGUACCUGGGCUUUAGAGUGGAAUUGGACGCCCUCCGCGGAGCGCUGCGCUGGUUGCACGCCGGGCGUGUCCAAGCUGUUUUGGUGAGGAGUACCAGCACCGAAGCGGUCGCCUUCUGGGACUUUGUCAAGGAGACCGAGGUGCCCUAUCGGAUUGUCACCCUUCGCGUGGACCAUGAUCUCCUUUUCGUAAAGCCUCCAGGACGCACAAAGAGGUUUUACAUGGUUUUGCCGCUUGGUCUUGAUUGAGCCUUUUCUGGACGUCCAAAAGCCGUGCAGCGAACCACCCGUCAAUUCUUAGUACGCCGUACACCCUCUCCUGUUCCAAAGAUGUUGCAGCUUAGGUAACAAGUCGGUGGCCAAUUCUGCCGUUUUGCUGCACAUCUUAGGUCCGGAUCCUUCCUGGACUACUUGUUGCAUUAGAUAUCAAGAGAACGCGA